This is a messenger RNA of Fonsecaea erecta, 756 nucleotides long. RefSeq lists its product as hypothetical. The record is from RefSeq and is a predicted model, not a curated record. Gene Ontology annotation, molecular function: iron ion transmembrane transporter activity; manganese ion transmembrane transporter activity. Gene Ontology annotation, biological process: intracellular manganese ion homeostasis. The coding region runs from base 1 to 756 and encodes 251 amino acids. The transcript is spliced from 4 exons. Gene Ontology annotation, cellular component: fungal-type vacuole membrane. NCBI's taxonomy places the organism in Eukaryota, Fungi, Ascomycota, Eurotiomycetes, Chaetothyriales, Herpotrichiellaceae.
AUGGCCGAGACUUCCUCGACCUUACCACACACUGGCAAUGAAAAACACCGAGGAAAUGGCACAGUGCUGCGUGAUCUUAUCAUUGGCUUCGCAGAUGGGCUUACGGUUCCGUUUGCUCUUUGCGCCGGACUAUCAUCUCUUGGAUCCUCCAAACUUGUCAUAACUGGUGGUCUUGCCGAACUCUUCAGUGGCUCCAUCUCCAUGGGGCUAGGAGCCUAUCUGGCCUCCAUUACCGACAGGCAACACUAUGACACGGAAAAAACGAGGGAGGAAAGGGAGGUGCGGGAAUCGCCGGAAGAGGAGAUGGAGGAGAUAUACCGCAUUCUCUGCUCGUAUGGCCCUCAGAGAGCAGACGUGGCUCCGUUCGUCAAUGCCAUGAGAUCGUACCCCGACCAAUGGGUUCAGUUCAUGAUGGAUUUCGAGUUGAAGUUGGAAGAACCAGCUCGGCGUUCCGCAUACGUCUCAGCAAUUGUCAUGGGAAUUUCCUAUUUCAUCGGGAUUUUCCACACUAUCCAAGGAGGUUUACUGCCCAUGAUUCCAUACUUCGCCAUCCACCACGCCACCAACGCUCUCUUCGUAUCGAUCGGCCUCACCGCCAUCAUCCUGAUCGUCUUCGGGUACUUCAAGUGCGCCUUUGCCGGGUGUGGUCGGAGACAGUCAAUCUGGGGCGCGGUACAGACGCUGUGUAUCGGUGCUGCCGCUGCAGGGGCGAGCUACGGGAUAGUCAGGGCGGUGGAUUCGAGUAACAUCAGCUGA